This is a messenger RNA of Plenodomus lingam JN3, 1068 nucleotides long. RefSeq lists its product as uncharacterized. The record is from RefSeq and is a predicted model, not a curated record. NCBI's taxonomy places the organism in Eukaryota, Fungi, Ascomycota, Dothideomycetes, Pleosporales, Leptosphaeriaceae.
AUGUCUUGGCGCUGUUGUUUUGCAACUACUUACAGUCAAAUCCUGUUACUUGACGAAAUCCAAGCUCAUAAAAGCAUUGAAAACAAGAUGACCACAAACAUCACAUACGAACGGGAUGCCUCCAUGCAGUUCAAAGCGAUCCAGGGCCAGCCCUGCCGCGUAUGCGGAAGCUCUCGCCGCCCCCUGCGACCUGUCCAGGACCCAACCUGGGCGUUCUGUGAGCAGCAUAAUCCGCUCCCCGAGAAGCUCCAGUCGUCUCAGGACGACUGGGAAGCUGCGCUCGGCGGUUUCCUGGUCUGGCUCACAGACAGGUUCAUCAGGGACUGGAUUGGGUACCCAGAGCCCACGGCGGAAGGCAGCAGUUUCUGGGCCGACUUGUCCCAGAUCUGCGACCAGCAGUGUGAGCACAGUCUGGUGUGGAUGUCAGGCUGCCUAGAAGCCCUUGUGGACUUCGACAGGAGGACCGCCGGCCGGAUCCGUGAGAUCCUGGAACUCAAGUUCUGGACAGGGCCGUACUACAAAUUCAGGCACUGUGCGUUCAUCAUCAUGACAGAUGAUGAGCACCACCUGGUAUUCGAUCCUACCGGGAUCCAGUUUGGCUUGGACUGGCCCCUCUUGUCGCCACUGUCCGAACCGAAAGGCCUAGUUCCUCACGGAGUGUACGGACUGAAACGCGUACGGCACCUCGACCAGGUCACCCUCGAAGCCACCAAGCAGACCCCAUACGCACUUUGGAUCGUACUCCUUAAUCACGGUCAUAUCUCUAUAACUGCUCCGCACAAGAGGAUAAGAGAGGCAUUCGGAUUUGACGUUCAGAAUUCGACCGAAGCGGGAUCGGAUGACGCAUCCGAUUGGUGGGCCCCACACAGCCUUCAGCACAAGCCUGAACGUCAACGACACACAAACAGCUCGCAGCGGCACGAGAAGACGACGGCGCUGACCCUCAUAACGGUGAACAUAUUGAAUAAGAGAGAUACUUUGGGUCAGAACGUCUCGAAGAAGCAUUUGGCAGACUCGAAAUCCUAUCUCUGCGCAAUCACCGGACCGCAUGUCAUCACGACAGACUGA